Messenger RNA from Eptesicus fuscus (big brown bat), 5626 nucleotides. It is a transcript of the gene AKAP12, whose product is annotated as A-kinase anchoring protein 12. Bases 31 to 5274 code for a protein of 1747 amino acids. The transcript has 4 exons. Gene Ontology annotation, biological process: regulation of protein kinase C signaling; signal transduction. Gene Ontology annotation, molecular function: calmodulin binding; protein kinase A binding. NCBI's taxonomy places the organism in Eukaryota, Metazoa, Chordata, Mammalia, Chiroptera, Vespertilionidae. The record is from RefSeq and is a predicted model, not a curated record. Gene Ontology annotation, cellular component: cytoplasm.
GGCCGGGCGCGGGAGGACCGCGGAGAAGCCAUGGGUGCCGGGAGCUCCACCGAGCAGCGGAGCCCGGAGCAGCCGGAGGUGGGCAGCGGGGCGCCGGCCGAGCCCGAGCCCAGCGGCGGCAGCCCGGGGGCGGAGGCGGCGCCGGGAGCUCCGGGGGACCCGGACCUCGCGGCCGCGGACCCGGCCACCAAGCUCCUGCAGAAGAAUGGUCAGCUGGCCACCCUCAACGGCUUAGCUGAGCAGGAAGAGCUCGCCCCCCAGGAGGGAGCCCUGAAUGGCCAGGAGGAAGAAGUCAUUGUCCCAGAGGUUGGACAAAGAGAAUCUGAAGAUGUGAAUGAAAGAGAUUCCGAUAAAGAGAUGGCUGCCAACUCAUCGGUUGUUCAGGACAUCACAAAGGAUGGGCAGGAGGAAAUGCCUGAAAUAAUUGAGCAGAUUCCUUCUUCGGAAAGCAAUUUGGAAGAGCUAACACAGCCUGCUGAGUCCCAGACUAAUGAUGUUGGAUUUAAGAAGGUGUUUAAGUUUGUUGGCUUCAAAUUCACUGUGAAAAAGGAUAAGAGCGAGAAGUCCGACACGGUCCAACUACUCACCGUCAGGAAAGAGGAAGGUGAAGGAGCGGGAGAAUCAGAUGGGGCCGGUGACCACCAAGAGCCCAGCCGGGAGGCCGGAGAAGCAACUCCCAAAGAGAGCGAACUGAAACAAUCUACGGAGAAACCCGAGGACACUCUGAAACCAGAGCAGAGCAGCGCGGACGUUUCUCUCCAAACCGAGUCUGGUCAAGCGGCCGAGGAAGGCAGAGAUGGAGAAGAAAAACAAGAAAAAGAACCAACCAAAUCUCCAGACUCUCCCACCAGUCCAGUGGCCAGCGAAACGGCGUCACCCUUCAAAAAAUUCUUCACCCAAGGCUGGGCCGGCUGGCGGAAAAAGACCAGUUUCAGGAAGCCCAGGGAGGAGGAGCUGGAAGCUUCGGAGAAGAAAAAGGAACAAGAGCCAGAAAGAGGAGACACAGAAGAAAAGGAAAAGACGGAAGACACCUCUGAGAAACUGGCUGCUUCGGAACAGCCACAGCCACAGGAGGCCACAGACCGGGUUCACGAUGCCAGGCUGUCGGCUGAAUAUGAAAAGGUGGAGCUGCCCGCUGAAGGUCAAGGGCAGGCAUCCCCUGAAGAGAGGCCCGCCCCUUUAGCAACGGAAGUAUUUGAUGACAAAGUAGAGAUCGUUGCAGAAGUCCACGUGAGCAGGGCAGAGAGUGCAGAGCAGCAGAAAGCUGAGGCGGAAGAGACAGAGGAGCCCCCACCGGCUGAAAAGUUGGCUGAAACCGAUGCUGAGCCUCAGGAAGCUGAACCUCCAGUGGGUGCCCCCGGGGGGGACUCCACCCAGCCCCCCGAGGCAAGUCCUGAUGAGAAGGCGCUGUCUGCCCAGCCGGAAGGCAUCGUGAGCGAGGCGGAGAUGCUGGCCUCGCAGGAGAGGGUGAAGGUGCAGGGAAGCCCUCUGAAGAAACUGUUCACGAGCACCGGCUUAAAAAAGCUUUCUGGGAAGAAGCAGAAGGCGAAGAGAGGAGGGGAUGAAGACUCCGGCGAACAGCCUGCGGUCCAGGCCGAUUCUCCAGAGAGCCCCGAGGAGCAGAAGGGCGAGAGCUCGGCUUCCUCCCCGGAGGAGCCCGAGGAGAUCACGUGUCUGGAGAAAGGGAUCGCGGACGCAGCCCAGGAGGGGGACGUCGAGGAGGGAGCUACUUCCGACGGGGAAAAGAAGAGAGAGGGUGUGACGCCCUGGGCAUCUUUCAAAAAGAUGGUGACGCCCAAGAAACGGGUCCGGAGGCUCUCCGAAAGCGACAAGGAGGAGGAGCUGGAGAAGGUCAAGAGCGCCACGCUGUCUUCCACGGAGAGCGCGGCCUCGGAGGCGCAGGAGGAAGGAAAGGGCCCCGGGGAGGAGCCGAAGCCGGAGGAGCCGAAGCGCAAGGUUGACACUUCCGUGUCCUGGGAAGCUCUGAUUUGCGUGGGAUCGUCCAAGAAAAGAGCAAGGAAAGCAUCCUCUUCCGACGAGGAAGAAGGACCCAAACCGACGGCCGGAGAAGGCCCAAAACCGGACGACGCAGGGAAAGACCGAGACGCAGGACCAGAGGCCGUCCCCACCGGCUCCCAGGAGCACGACCCAGGGCAGGGAAGCUCCUCCCCUGAGCAAGCGGGGAGCCCCUCCGAAGGGGAGGGCGUCUCCACCUGGGAGUCCUUUAAACGACUGGUCACCCCGAGAAAAAAAUCCAAGUCCAAACUGGAGGAGAAAACCGAGGAGCCUGGAGCUGGGGCUGGUGUGGAACCCGCAGCGGCCGAGGGGGAGCCCGGGAAAGAAGAGUCUUGGGUCUCCAUUAAGAAGUUCAUUCCUGGCCGGAGGAAGAAAAGGGCGGAUGGGAAACAAGACCAAGCCCCCGCCGAGGAGGUGGGGCCCCCGGAAGCCCACGAAGACGAUCCCGACGUCCCGGCCGUGGUCCCGUUGUCCGAGUACGAUGCGGUGGAAAGGGAGAAGCUGGAAGCGCAGGAGGCCCGCCAGCGGGAGGAGAAGGCGGAGCAGAAGGGGGCGGUCUCUGUGUCGGAGGAGCUCAGCCAGAGUCUGGUUCACACCGUGACUGUGGCUGUCGUCGAUGGGGCGAGGGCCGUUACCAGUAUUGAAGAGAGGUCGCCUUCCUGGAUCUCCGCUUCAGCGACAGGGCCUCUGGACCCAGCAGAAGAGGAAGCCGGGCCACCCACGGGGGCAGGGGGGUUGGACAGAGAGGUCAGGGCAGAGGAGACCCCCGUCGUCGCCCCAGCCCUGCCUGAGAGCCGAGAUGCCGGUGAGGACACCAUGGCCGGUGAGGACACCGUGGCCGGUGAGGACACCGUGGCCGGUGAGGUGGAACUGACUGCCGAGGCCGUGACCGCUGCGGAGCCCACGGAGGCAUCUGGUGCCGAGGAGGCCACCGAAGCGUCUGGUGCCGAGGAGACCACCGACAUGGUUUCGGCCGUCUCCCAGUUAAGUGAGUCCCCAGACACCACCGAGGAGGCCACGCCAGUUCAGGAGGUGGAGGGCGGCCAGCCCGACGCGGAGGGCCAGGAGAGGCGGACCCAGGAGGUCCUGCGGGCGGUGGCAGAAAGGGUUAGAGAAGCGUCACAGCUUGAUGUCAGGGGCCCGGGGGCCACGACUCAGACCACGCGGAGAGUGGGAUCCCAGCUGCCAGGGGUGGCAGAGACCGAAGAGGAUCCUCCCGUGUCGGAGCUGCAGGAAGAGGUGGACGUGGUGGUGCAGGCACACGCAGGAGAAACGCAAACUGAGAAUCUGCCCCAAGGGAAGGUCUCUGGACAGGCCACCCCAGAACACGCUGAAGAAGUCCCUCAAGUCCCCGCCGAGAGUGUCGCGUCCAGCGAGCUCAUCCCCCCCUGCCAAGCCGCAACCCUGGUUGGGGUCAAAUCAGAGAUCGUCCUGGAACAGGCUGUUGGCCCUGACUCGGCCGAAACCCUCACAGACAGCGAGGCCAGUGGAAGCACCCCCGUGGCCGACUGUGAAGCUCCCCAUGCCACACGGCCAGACAAGGCCACGGAAGUCCACGCAGAGGCCGCAGGUGCAUCCGGUACGAAGUCGCAGGUCGGGGAGGCCCAGGCAGUUCCUGCGCUGAAAGAGACGCCUCCAGCACCCUCCGGGCUUCAAUCCCAGGAAGAAAAGAAAGAACACUCAGAAACUGAAGGGGGUCCAGAACAUACGGAGAAAGAGGUACCAGUGGAGACUGUACCCAUUCUUUCAAAGGCUGAGGUGACUCCAGGGGCCGGCCAGUUUGCCGAUGAGGAGUCCAACGACGUACCGUUUGUUGAAGGACUUGAAGUGUCUGCAGACACAGACAUAACGGCGAGUCAGAAAAAGACCAUUGACGUUGCCCUUAAAGAUGAAGUUACUGAAGAAGCUGAUUGUCAGAAGAAUGAAAAGACUGGAUUCCCGAGUCCUGCUCAGGCUCUUCCAGCCCCAGCGGGGAGAGAGAUGGUAGUGCAAGUGGAAAGGGAGGAAACGGAAGCCAAGGCACCCCAAGUGAGUCAAGAGAAACUUGAGCCCAAACCAGUGGAAGUGCUCAGCCAGCAGCUGCUCCAGACAGUUCACGUGACCGUCAUAGACGGGGAGAAGGAAGUUAUCCGUUUUGAAGAAAGCUCUCCUUGGCUAGUUCAAGAGGAAGCACUCUGCACAGACAUUCAAGUUCAAAGCUCGGAGGCAUCAUUACCUCUAACGGCUGCGGCCGUGGAGGAGAAGGUCUUAGGAGAAACGGUCAAGCUUUUGGAAGCAGCUGGACCUUUGGAGUCUGCAGAUGCACGUUUGGAACCGGAAGCAAAGCCCUCUGACCAAGAAGGCGUUGUUGGUCAGGCAGGGGAAGGUGCAGCGCCCACAGGCCCUGAGUCUCAGGCAGCGUCGGCCCCCGUCACCGCACCCGCCACCCCUGCAAAAGGCGUGGGUGCUGACCUGGAAGGAGAGGAAACCACCUCCCGGGAAGGGGAGUCUGAAGAAGACUGCGAGCAGGUUAGCGGUCAGGGAGUCAGGGGGAGUGAAACGAGAGAGGAAGGUUUAAAGGCCGAAAAGGAGAUUUUGCAACUCAAGACUGAGAGCCACAAACUUGUGCAAAACGUCAUUCAGACAGCCGUUGACCAGUUCGUAAGCGCCGAAGAGACAGCCACCGACUGCCCGACAGCGGCCCAGCUGACCGAGGCUGACCAUCAGGAAGCUGACCAGAAAAUUGAAAAAGAAGAAAGGGAACUUCAGGGCUCGGCAGAGGCUGAAGCAGCCCAAGAGGAGCCCGCACUGACCACCGUGGGGCAGACCCCCUCCGAUCUUUCCAAAGACGGGAACGCAGCUGCAGAGGAGGCCACGGCCGUGGAGGUCAGAGGCUCCCAUGUAAAUACCCAGCAGCUUGAAGAGCUCGUCCUCCCAACCCAGGACAAGAGAGAAGCAACCGGAACCAAGUCUGAGCCAGAAUUUGGUGAUCGUGCCAGCUUGGGAGAAAGAACAGAGAAUGAACCCCAAGAAGAUGAAAGAUGUGACGCCGUCGAUUACCCUGAGAACCAAAUCUCAGCCCUGGUAGACCCUGAGGCCUCGGGAGACUUAACCAAAGAGUCCCCGGAUGCCAAUGGACCAAAACUAAAAGAGAAGGAAGUGGGAUUUCAGGAAGGAAAAGGGCAGAGCGCGCCAGAAAAAGAGAUCAAACCACAAACACAGGAGGAGACACAGGAACAAGAGAGGCAGCCAGCAACGCCAGAACUCGCAGAGUCCUAAAACGCCAUUUACACGAGUGUCUUUGCAAGACCAGAAUGUGAAGACAAGUGGUAGAAGAAAAUGAAUGCUGCUGAUGACACCCAAGACCAAGAUUUCAGAACUUUGAGAUCCGAAGAACAGGCCCGCCAACCGAUCUCAUUCCCAGAGAACCCCGACAAUCCUGAGGCUGCAUCGGGAGCUAGAACCAGUUCCUCCUCAAGACCGCCUGUCGCAUCCCCUCGACGCCAUAUCGUGUUUCUCAUCCGAGGUCCUGAAUUCUUCACCUGGAACUGGAGUUGGCAAUACCUAGUUCCACUUCUCAAACUGGAGUAUCAUUCUUUAUGUAUUUAUAUGUAUGUUUUAAGUAAUCCUC